Messenger RNA from Sardina pilchardus (European sardine), 1297 nucleotides. RefSeq lists its product as uncharacterized. Bases 578 to 1297 code for a protein of 239 amino acids. NCBI's taxonomy places the organism in Eukaryota, Metazoa, Chordata, Actinopteri, Clupeiformes, Clupeidae. The record is from RefSeq and is a predicted model, not a curated record. The transcript has 4 exons.
AAACUCUCCACAGGACACCUCGUCCAUUUCCUCUGCCAUUUCCUCUGCCUCCUAUGACACAGACAUAUUGUCUUCUCCUGAGUCCACCCCAAGAGUGUCUUCAUGGCCGCUGGUUUUCACAGUGCCCCGUUUUUCAUUUGAUGCAGAGUUACAGUUGGGGCGGGCCAAUGCUGCUUUCAAAGACACAGGUGUGUUGCUGGAGCCCGAAACAAAACUCAAGUCUUCCAUUCUUGAUGGCUUGAUUGAAACAAUUCUGCAGUUCAAGAUUUACCUCACUGAUGCUGAGUGUGCAGAUGUAGCCGAAGCUCUUGUGUCUGCACACCCUUGUCUGAGAGAGCCAGGCUCAGUCAAUGGAUAUGAUGGCUGGAAGAAAAGCUUGAAGGAUAAAUUGGGAAAUUACAGAAACAAGCUGAGACGCCUUGGAUGCCCCGAAGUUUCAGUGAAUGCCUUGACAAAUAAACCUGGUGACCGAUGCAGCCCUGCCUACGCUGUGAAAAAGCCAAAAAAAGCGGAAGUUAACUACUGCCCAGCUUAUCCAGGAGGUGAAUCAAAGGAGACCCAGGAAUUGAAACGCGUAAUGCUCUUAACAGAAAUGGAGAAAAGAAAUAAUGAGGAUCAGGUGUCAUUGCUGAUGGAUCAGACUUUUGCCCACCGACGUCAAGAGGUUGUCAGAGAUGCACCCAUGGUAGCUGAAUUCAAGGCGAGGUGGCCAGCACUCUUCAAUGUGCGUGAGCUGUGUGUGGAAUUCAAAAGAAUCACCAUAGUCAACUUGCAAUCAAAGUUUUUCUCCCAGCUGGAUGCUCAAUCUGCAAAUCUGAUGAAGGCAUUUAGCAGGAAAGGAGGUACCCUGGGAAGACGGCUGAAGCGCAUCGUAGUACCUAUGACUGAGGAUUCUGGCAUUGAUGUCCGUCGCGAAUGUGUUCUCAAGGGACUUUGUGUCUACAUGAAUGAAGACCCCGAGAGCUUUGUGAAGGAAUACAUGUCAGAUGAUGCCAGUAGUCACACGGCCAUGGCAGAGACCAUCUACGGCAUCUACGUCAUUCGACACGAGGGUGCAGAGCCUGGCGAUGCCCCAGAGGAUGUUGGCAUCAUUCUUGAGGGUGUCACUGUGCUACAGGAGCUGCGUAACGUACCAUUUGCCUUUGCCAUCUUCAUUGCUCUUGUCUAUGCUCUUAACUUGUGUUACCCAUCAGAGCAUAGGUACACGUUUGAAGCCCUCCAGAAGUUAGUUCUGGAGCUUGAUGGGAACAAGCUCUCCAAGAAAGUUCAAGCUCUGAAAACAAUUCUUGCUCGUUAA